AUGGAAGACAGCUCUCCACAUUCCUUUGGGCUUGGUGUAUAUCAUAAUCAUAAAGUGACUCUUGUUAAUGAUACAAUCCCCAGGGCUAAAAGGCCCUUAGACUUGCUGGAGGAGGAUGAGCCCCUGCAAUCAGAUGCUAAGAAACGGCGCCACUUAAGUAAUUAUUGUAGCACUCCAUGUCCAUCAAAGAAACUAUCACUGUGCUCCCCAGAUUCUGCCUGCUUCCUAGGCUCCUCUGGCUGUCUGGAUGAUACUGAGCUGGAGAACAUUGUCAUCAGAGUUAGUCUUCCAGAAGACAGUGUGGUAGCCCUUUCUGUGAAUACAGCCAGAUGUUUUGAUGAUAGUGAGCCAGAUGACUCUUUGCUGGAACCCUCAGAUGAUGAACAAGGGAACUCUCCCUUCAAUUACACUGAGGAAGAGUGUAGGGAAAUGUUAGCAGACGAUUGCUUAGGAGAUGACCAGAACUCCUCUGGAGAGAGUGCUUUAGUGAAUCAAGAUGUAUGGGGACAAAGUGAGAAGGAAGUGAGUAGCAACUGUAAUUUGGCAUCAGCCCCCCCUGAAGGCACAGAGACAUCAUUCAGGACCAUAGAUGAGUUAGUAAGUAACGAGUCUCUAUCUCAGACUGGCUCUUCAGUUAAUCCUGGAUAUUUUCAGAUUCUUGAGGAUGAAACAGCUAAUUCUGAGGGUGAAGAAUGCUUGAAUGUGGACUGCUUGAAAUCAAAUCAAGUCACUUGUACACUUGACUGUGAUCUUCAGGGGCCUCUAAAUCUUUCCCCAACUGAUGCAGAUUCAGUAGAUCAGCCAAAAGGGGAUGAUGGCUUGGAGGAAACUGGUGAAAAAGCUUCACAAGUAAUAAGAGAUGACCAUCUGCAAAAUGCAAGCAAACAAAGUAUAGAGUAUGAUGAAAUCAGUUCUAAUAGCUUGGUUGUUGAAGAGUCCUUUGAGUGCCUGGCUUCUAAAGAGCACCACAGUGGGGGCCUGGAUAGUGUGGAAAAGCUGCCAUCAGAAAUCAAAGAAUCAUCUCCCUUCUCUGAUGCACACAUUAAAACUUCUACGUACUCUCCUGACCCUGCCUGUGGUCAAAGUAAGGACAAAGUGGAGAAUCCAGCACCUGUCCUGCUACUGCAUCCGAAAACCUCUAAUGUUAUCUUAAAUCAGGACCCUUCCAGAGGAACAGACAAUGGAUUAUCAGGGACCUUUGGCUCCCAAAAGGAAGAUUUGAGCCAGCAAUCCACAUCUGUUGAAGAAUCGUCAGACAAUCUUAAAUUAAACUCUGUAGUGUUAGACCAGAACUGUGGGGAAGACCGUACCUGUGGGAAGAAGCUAGGCAAAGUCAUUCCUGUGCCACAGGUGGAAGAAAGACCAAAACAACGGAUAUGCAUUUCCGAAGCAGAACUUGAGCAAAAGAAGCGUAUUUAUAUCCAAUGUGUGUGUGCCCAUGUAAAGAAUUCCACGGAUCCUACACCAGAUGCAUUAAAUGAGUUGUACGCUCUGAUGAAUAAGGUUGCCAGCAGGGAGUACCGAACCCAGGACCGCAGAUGGCAGCAUCCAUCAGACCUCACCAUGAGAAAAUACCCAAGGUUCUCCAAGAAACCCACCCAAAAGUGCAGCCUUAAGCAAUGGGUGAGCCGGAACUUGGCCCACCACCGUCGCUUCCAGGACAUUCCUGACCACUUCCAGCGUAGCUCUGUCACAGCAUCCUCCAAUGUCUGA
Messenger RNA from Emys orbicularis (European pond turtle), 1713 nucleotides. It is a transcript of the gene S100PBP, whose product is annotated as S100P binding protein. The record is from RefSeq and is a predicted model, not a curated record. The transcript is spliced from 5 exons. Gene Ontology annotation, molecular function: calcium-dependent protein binding. Lineage: Eukaryota; Metazoa; Chordata; Testudines; Emydidae. Bases 1 to 1713 code for a protein of 570 amino acids.